AUGAAGCUUUUAAGCCUCCUUUCACUGAUCUCACUGGGAGCAGCAAGUCCCAUUGAAUCGUCACCUUCCUCCCCGUCCGUUGGAGUGAGAAUUGAAAACGUCGGAAACACUACCGUCAAAGCAACCGUGACCAGUCAUCACGAUAGGGAUCUCAAUAUCUUGAAGCUUGGUAGCAUUAUGGAUGAUGUAGGCUUGGAGAGGGUCAAUGUAUUCUCGGGAGACAGCAAAGUUGAAUUUCAAGGUAUCCGUCUACUCAUCGACGUGGAUAGUCUUGAGGAGACAGCCUUCGUUAAGCUACCUGCUGGAGGCAGCCUGGACAAGACCUUCGACGUGGCCAAAUUCUAUGACCUCUCAGCUGGUGGCGACUUCAAGAUCCAGGCGUCUGGCUAUCUCCAAUACGCCGACCUGGGAUCAACAUAA
Messenger RNA from Clonostachys rhizophaga, 420 nucleotides. The record is from the annotation of a GenBank genome assembly. Lineage: Eukaryota; Fungi; Ascomycota; Sordariomycetes; Hypocreales; Bionectriaceae.